Molecule: messenger RNA, 4069 nt
Organism: Sus scrofa (pig)
Lineage: Eukaryota; Metazoa; Chordata; Mammalia; Artiodactyla; Suidae
Source: RefSeq, a predicted model, not a curated record
GCAGGCCGAGGGCGGCAGGAGCUGCGUGCCGCGUGCGGCCACCUCGGGCGGCUGCGGCGGCUGAGCUUCGGCGGGGCCAUGCUGCGCCUCGCGGCCAAGCUGGUGGCCUUCUUUUGGCGGAGGGCGGAAGGUCUGGAGGAGGAGGCCGGGCCGCUGGGGCCCGAGCUCGCGGAAGGUGACACCAAGCUGAAGACUGUCCAGGGUGUCGUGACGAGGUACUGCAGCGAUUAUGGCAUGAUCGACGACUUGAUCUACUUCUCCAACGAGGCCGUGACCAGCAGAGUGCUUCUGAACGUUGGCCAGGAGGUUAUUGCGCUCGUGGAGGAAAACCAAGUGUCGAGUGGACUGAAGGCCAUCCGGGUGGAAGCUGUGUUGGAUAAAUGGGAGGAUGACAGCAGAAGCCAGGGCAGGGGGCCGUCUGACCCCAGGCCCCGGGUGCUGAUCGGCUGCGUGACCUCGCUGAUGGCCGGUGCCGGCUACAUCAGCCAGACCACCUACUUCUCCCUGGACAGCGUGUGUGAAGGUUUCCAGCCCUGCAAGGGAGACUGGGUGGAGGCCGAGUACUGGAUCCGGCCGGGCACGUGGAGCAGCGAGGCCGUCUCGGUGAAGCCGCUGCGGUACAAGCGCGUGGACAGGGUGUGCGUGUCCAGCCUCUGCGGGAGGAACGGCGUGAUCGACGACUGCAUCUUUUUCACCUUGGACUCCCUGAAGCUUCCGGAAGGCUACGUGCCGCGGAGGUUCGAUGUGGUCAGCGCCGUGGUGGUGGAGAGCAGCCAGUCGUGCUACGCGUGGAGGGCCCUGUGCAUGACCCCGGCGCAGCGGCGAGGCUCCCCUGCCCUUGAAGAAGCUGCUGACGAGACCCACGGAGCUCUUUUACUGGAAAACAAAGGCGGUGUUGAAGUCACGAGGCCGACCAGUCUGGGGACGCUGAGAGAAGGGACGAGGAAAAGCAUGGCCAUCUGGAUAGAGAACAAGGGAGAUGUCCCCCAGACCUUAGUCAGCUGCAGACUGGCUGGCUGGGAUAAAGCCAAGCAGUUCCGAUUUCAGAUGCCGGAUAAAAUUCCAGUGUGCCCCACAGAGUCUGUUGUUUCUGCUCCUGAGAAGAAUUUUUCAGAUGAAGACGUUAACUCGUUAGACAGCUGCAGAAAAGACAAAACCCAUCCGAUGCUGGCAGGUGGUUCAGUGAACAACGAAGGAGCCUCCGCAGAUGCCGGCGUCUGUCAAGGAGAAGGUGGAGAAAAGGAAGCGGGUGUGUCCUGGGAGCAGGCGACACAGCCCGAGCCUGGCGGGCUCAUCCCUCCGGGUGGAAAAACCAUGCUUGUGACUACGUGUGACGCCAAGAAUCCCGGCCGCUGCAGGGAGCUCCUCCUGCUUUGCUUCUCCGAUUUCGUCGUCGGGCGGUUUCUCGAGGUGGACGUCGUCAGUGAGGAGGAGUCACUGGUCGCUGUGCGAGAGCCGUUCUCAUGGAAAAAGUCCAGAACCUCCCCGGCGUCAGCGUCCACGAAAACUACAGUGGUCGUCACCACGCAGAAAAGGAACUCCCGACGGCAGCUUCCCAGCUUCCUGCCGCAGUACCCGACUCCGGACAGGCUGAAGAAGUGCGUGGAGCAGAAGAUGGACAUCCUGACCUUUCAGCCGCUGCUCGCAGAGCUUCUGAACAUGUCCAACUACAAGGAGAAGUUUUCGACUUUGCUCUGGCUCGAGGAGAUUCAUGCCGAGAUGGAGCUGAGAGAGUAUAACAUGAGCGGGGUCACCCUGAAGAGGAACGGGGGCCUGCUGGUCCUGGAGGUGCCGGGACUGGCCGAGAGCAGGCCUUCUCUGUACGCAGGUGACAAGCUGAUUUUAAAAACCCCGGAGUACGACGGACACGUCAUCGAGUACAUCGGCUACGUCGUCGAGAUUCGUGAAGAGAAUGUAACUCUUAAACUUAAUCCGGAAUUUGAACAAACAUAUAACUUUGAACCUAUGGACGUGGAGUUUACUUAUAACAGGACCACCAGCCGACGGUGUCACUUUGCCCUUGAGCAAGUCGUCCACUUGGGUGCGAAAGUGUUGUUUCCAGAAGAAGUCAUUUUGCAGUCUCCCCAGGUGACAUGGAACUGGAGCCAUGCCCGGGACCCCCCACAGGACGGGCAGUCCACCUCCAAGAAUAGGAAAGCCACGAAGGACCAAACUAAGCCAGCACCAGAGGAGCAGCGGCGGGCAGGUGCUCAGGACACUGCGGGACCUCCGGCCUUCCCUGGGGACGGGGGCCUGGUCACCGGAACCCCGAGAGCCAGGGAGGGGUUUUUCAACCCGAUGCUGAACGAGAACCAGCAGUUGGCGGUGAAGAGGAUCCUGAGUGGCGACUGCCGCCCGCUGCCCUACGUCCUGUUCGGGCCUCCUGGGACUGGGAAGACGGUGACAGUCAUAGAGGCUGUGCUGCAGGUGUUCCACGCUCUGCCGGACAGUCGGAUCCUGGUCUGCGCGCCCUCCAACAGCGCGGCCGACCUGGUGUGUCUGCGGCUGCACGAGAGCCGGGGGCUGCGGCCCGGCGCCAUGGUCCGCGUGAACGCCACCUGCCGCUUCGAGGAGGUGAACCAUCUGGACGCCAUCAAGCCGUACUGCAGAGACGGGGAGGACGUCUGGAGAGCCUCCCGCUUCAGGGUCGUCAUCACCACGUGCAGCAGCGCGGGCCUCUUCUACCAGAUCGGGCUGAGAGUUGGACACUUCACACACGUGUUUGUGGACGAGGCGGGCCAGGCCAGCGAGCCCGAGUGCCUCAUCCCCCUGGGGCUGAUCUCGGACAUCGAUGGCCAGAUCAUCCUGGCCGGAGACCCCAUGCAGCUCGGACCCGUCAUCAAGUCCAGGCUGGCCAUGGCCUACGGGCUGAACGUCUCCAUGCUGGAGAGGCUGAUGGCGCGGCCAGCAUACCUGCGGGAUGAAGACGCCUUCGGGGCCUGUGGCGCCUACAACCCCUUGUUGGUGACGAAGCUCGUGAAGAACUACAGGUCCCACUCGGCACUGCUGGCCCUGCCGUCCCGGCUCUUCUACCACCGCGAGCUGGAAGUGUGCGCCGACCCCAAGGUGGUGACGUCCCUGCUGGGCUGGGAGAAGCUGCCGAGGAAGGGCUUCCCCCUGGUCUUCCACGGGGUGAGGGGCACCGAAGCUCGUGAAGGGAGAAGCCCGUCGUGGUUCAACCCCACGGAGGCUGUGCAGGUCAUGCGCUACUGCUGCCUCCUGGCCAGGAGCGUCUCCAGCCAGGUGUCUGCCGGGGACAUCGGCGUGAUCACGCCCUACCGGAAGCAGGUGGAGAAGAUCAAAAUCCUCCUGCGGAACGUCGGUCUGGCGGAGGUGAAGGUCGGGUCCGUGGAGGAGUUUCAAGGGCAAGAGUAUUUGGUCAUCAUCAUCUCCACUGUAAGGUCAAACGAAGAUAGAUUUGAAGACGAUAGAUACUUUUUGGGAUUUUUGUCCAACUCGAAAAGAUUUAAUGUCGCCAUCACCAGACCCAAAGCCUUGCUGAUCGUGCUCGGGAAUCCUCACGUUCUCGUGCGGGACCCCUGUUUCGGUGCGUUGCUGGAGUACAGCAUCACAAGUGGUGUUUACACGGGAUGCAACCUGCCGCCGGAGCUGCAGGCCCUGCAGAAGUGAGCCCUUGGCCGCCUGCGGGAGGGGCUCCGGCCCCGCCCCGCCCCCACCGAGGGCCCCACCUCCUGGCGGCAGCCGCCCCCCCUCCACCCAGUCCUGGGAUGACAUUUCGGGGCAGCGGCCCCCUUCCUGUGCCCCUCCUGGAACCACCCUGGCCCCCCCCACCUUUGGAGGCCACGGCUGUGGCCAAGUGUGCGGCUGCCCCUUCCUGCCAGCAGAGCCACUGUCUGCGGGAGCCGGAAGACGCCCCGGAGCCCCCGCUGAUGAAGGUCUGGGCGGGGCCCCUGCCAGCCUGCCUCGUCUUUCAGCCUUGGUCACAAGCACCGGGGCUCCUGGGUCUGACACCCGCUCAUGCCGCUGUCAGCUCCGCACGCUGGCCGGUGCCCACCCUGCCCCUGGAUGGUUACUGCAACCGUCACUGCAAUAAACAUGGGCGUGGGCA